Canis lupus familiaris (dog) is the source of this 1189-nucleotide messenger RNA. RefSeq names its product nucleobindin-1-like. Gene Ontology annotation, molecular function: calcium ion binding. The coding region runs from base 1 to 558 and encodes 185 amino acids. The transcript has 2 exons. NCBI's taxonomy places the organism in Eukaryota, Metazoa, Chordata, Mammalia, Carnivora, Canidae. The record is from RefSeq and is a predicted model, not a curated record. Gene Ontology annotation, cellular component: extracellular exosome; endoplasmic reticulum-Golgi intermediate compartment.
AUGGCGUUUAUGUGGCACAGAGGCCUAUCCAAGAGGACGUUUGUGGACAAAGAUGAUCAGUCUUGGGUCUCUGUGGGCCCCAGGCCCUGCACAGCUUCCCUUACGGCUGAAAUGAUCAUUAUCUCUGCACGCCCGAAACACAUUCCCCACACACCAGCUCUGGUCUACAUCAUUCCAAGCAGAGCCCCGCAGCCCCGCUCCUCUGGGCACCACUGCGGCUGCGCCUGUGCUGGCGGUGCCCCUGGAGCGGGGGCGCCCAAGCAGGAGAGCCCUGCCACCGGCCUGUCCUACCACCGGUACCUCCAGGAAGUCAUCAACGUGCUGGAGACGGAUGGGCAUUUCCAAGAGAAGCUGCCGGCUGCCAAUGCCGAGGACAUCAAGAGUGGAGAGCUGAGCCGGGAGCUGGACUUUGUCAGCCACCAUGUCCUCACCAAGCCGGAUGGGCUCAAGCGACAGGAGGUGUCUCGGCUGCGGAUGCUGCUCAAGGCCAAGAAGGAUGCAGAGCAGGAGCCCAAUGUACAUACAGUUGGAUCAUCUGAGCCUCCUGAAGCUGGUUGAGCACCUGGACCCUCAGAAUCAGCACACCUUUGAGGCCUGGGACCUGGAGAUGCUGAUCCAGAGGGGCCACCUGGGCCCUGGCCCAGGAUGACGCGGCCCAUCACGAAGAGUUCAAACGCUACAAGAUGCUGGAACAUGAGAGACACCGUUAUCUGGAGUCACUGGGUGAGGAGCAACGCAAGGAGGCAGAGAGGAAGCUGGAAGAACAACAGCGCCGGCACCAAGAGCACCCCAAAGUCAAUGUACCUGGCAGCCAAGCCCAGUUGAAGGAGGCACUGGAUGGAUUGGACCCCAACAGGUUUAACCCUAAGAUCGCCUUCAUAUUGCAUGCAACCUAAGCCGGGGUUGCCAGGCCCCUGCAGCUAUGCCUAGGACACUGACCCAGAAGCUGCAAGCAGUCGACAGAGCCAACCAGGGCCUGCUUCAUUCAUUCAGCAAACAUUUACUAAGUUCCCUCUAAAGACCAAGCUUCACGGGAACCCUGUGGAUCUACUGUGAACAAAACAAAGUUCCCCCUCUCACGCAGCCAGUGAUCAUGUAAACAGAGAACUCUGUAUUUCAGUGUUUAAAGUGGGGCUUUACCCCACUAAAAAACUGGAUAGUGUAAGCUAUUCUAGAAUUUUUCCAUAAG